GGAAUGAGGAAGACAUGGACUAAGAAAGCAACUCAGAAGGAGAUAAAGACAAGGAGAAUUCAAAAAUAAAAAUGGAGAAAACCCCCUGGCCCAAACAGAGCCAUGAGUGGGGUAGAAGGUGCUGUGUAGCUGGGGAAGAGCCAGCAGCGCAUCACAUGCUGAAGCGUAUACUACCACAUCCUAAGCCCACCCUCAGUGAAAAGGCAGGGAACAGACUAACCCUGUGACAGCGAUGGGUUUGACCUCAAUUGACCUCCUCAGCUGGAGCGUGGGCUUCGCUCUCUGCUUCUUCAUGUUGUUACUUCCAGAGGCCAAAGCAGACAACCUGAACACUUCCACAUCACGCAACGGUGGAGGUUCACAGUGUGGGGAGUACACAAACCAGCUGAUGGAGGAUGGGAUGUGUCGGCUGGUGGCCACGCUGCCUCAGCUGGACGAGAGGAGCUGCCCGGAUAUGUUCCGCUGCUCUGAUGAGGUUUCCUACUGGCUGCACGAAAACGAGGAGAGGAAGCAGCAGAUUGUGGCCCUGAAGGAGAUCAUCUCUGAGCUGCAGGAGGAACUCAGAAACCACCGGCAUCGCAUCAAUGUCCUCGAGCUGCAGAGUGAGGAGAAGCUCCACCUGAACAUCUCUUUGGAGCAGCGCUUCCAUGAUCUAGAGGUUCAUUAUGCUGAAGCCAGCUCUCUGCUGCAUCUGCAGGGCACUCUGAUCCUAGACCUGCAGAAUAAGCUACAUAACCUGACUCUCUUAAUGGAUAAAGUAAAAAGAAGCUCAGACUGUUCCAUCAAUAUUGUCCGGCCCAAUCAUUUACAGAAUACUCAAGAAGUCCUGCACCCAGAGAUCCAGCAUAUGGGGAACUGUCCCAUUGACUGUGCUUCCAUCUACUACAACGGUGUGAGAAGAUCAGGUCUUUACACUGUGGUGCCAUUACUGGCAAGCAUGCCUGUAGAGGUUUACUGUGACAUGGACACGGACGGUGGUGGCUGGACCAUGAUCCAACGGCGAGUUGACGGCUCUGUGAGCUUUGACCGCAGCUGGAGGGAAUACAGGGAUGGAUUUGGUGACCUGCAUUCAGAGUUCUGGUUGGGUAACAACCACAUCCAUGACCUGAGCACCCAGGGAGACUACAGUCUCCGCAUCGAACUGGAAGACUGGAGCAUCCAGCACAAACAUGCCCUGUAUCAGAGCUUCAGCGUGGAAGAUGAGGAACAUCAGUACCGUCUUCAUGUAUCAGGUUUCAGUGGCACAGUGCAGGACUCCUUCGGCUGGUACCAUGACAAGCAGCACUUCAGUACUCCAGACACUGGGAACAUCUGUGCUGAGAUCUCUCACGGUGGCUGGUGGUACAACCAGUGCUUCUACGCCAACCUUAAUGGAGUCUACUACCGGGGAGGCCAUUACUCUCCAAAAGGUCGUGGCUCACUGGGUCCUGACGGGAUCGUCUGGUACUCCUGGAAAGACUCGGAUUAUUACUCUCUACGCAAAGUCAGCAUGAUGAUCCGACCGCGCAGCUUCCACACACGUUCAUCACCCUGAUCGACUGUCGCCAUGACAAAGGUGCAGACAGAGGAAUUAAGCCUCUCUCUGAGCAGAAAGGAUGGGAUUGAGAAAAACUGAACAUCACUUUGCUGAUUUUAUUCAGCAUUUUUUUUUCCCUUCGGUAGUUGAACCCAAGGAGUGAGUUCUGGAAAAGGGACAUUAUUUGGAAUCGUUUACACUUUGCAAAUGAAAAAAAGACCCAUAUUAUAAACUUUAUUAUAGAGAUGACUGAUUUUUCCACAGUCAAGGAAAGUGUUUUUUUCUUUUAUACAGUUUUAUAUGUUAGUUUGGUACAAUUUGUCAGUUUUUGACCUUGCCAAGUAGAUGUAUGUAAGGUAUGUAUGAUGUGCUGAAAAAUAUUCAUCCUGUAAAGCUGAUCACUCUCCUGAAUGCAGAUGGGUGUCUGAGCAGGUUUAUGACUACUUUUUUCUGUUUAGUUGUUUCUGAAGCAUAUACAGUUAAUCCAUCAACUUUAAGUGAGUGUGACAAAUAAACUCCUUUUAAUUUGGAACUAAAGACAAUUUAGUCACAUUUAUAAUUUUAAGGACAAGACAAAUUAUAAUUAGUUUUAAAAGAAGCAUGAAUUUUACAAUAUUUCCAAUUUAGCUGAAGUUUGAUUUUUCUUUUUUUUUUUUUGUAGGAUCCAGACAAUGAAAAUGCAUAUACACACACAUUUUUGUCAAAUGUCCCUCAUUUAGAGCUAGAUUACACACUUCUGGUAGUCAUCAACUAGCUUGGAGCCUACAAUAAUAUGAUACUACCAUGACCAUGCUUGAUAGUAGGUACUUUUAAGAUCUGAAUCUCUCUCGUUGAUUCCAUUCUUGUCAUUGUUGCCAAACAGCUCAAUCUUUUUGUUCUUUAAAAAAAUAGCCGAGCUUUAAGGUGGUGUUUUAUGAGAAGCUAUUUCUUUCUUGUCAGCACCUUCUCAGUGCAUGGCCAUUUAAAACUCAGUGCAGACAGCAGUGCAGGUGUUUUGUUUUUGGUUACCUAACAUCCUAAAGUAUUUACUUUUUUUCUGAGGGUGACAGUUUGGGUCAGAUGGUUUAAACUUUUGGGCACCCCUGAGUAUUUCAAAAGGACCAUCAUCCCAAACGCUGGUAUGGAUGAAGAGGCCCAACAUCAACCUUGUUAAAAGGGUAAGGACUUUGCUGGAAAGCCUAGCCCAGACAGAGCGCCACCCAAUAACUGAUGAGAAGAGUCGUCAGAUAUCCAAUUCUGCCAGGAACUUGUUGGUCGUUAAAAAAGUUGUGGUAAAGUUGCAGCUUUAAUAAAAGCCAUUUAAACAACAUUUAGUGGUGCUCUAUAUACAUGUACAGUGCUCUGAAAAAGUAUUUGACCCAUUAUAGAUUUAUUCUUUUGUUUUUUCAAUCGCACUAAAUUGUUUUAGCAUAUCUUAUGAAGCUUAAUAUCAGACAUAGAGUAAAUAUACUAAGCAGUUUUCAAAUGAUCUUAUUGAGCGAAAAUGCUUAAUAAGCUAUAAAUAAAUUGCUCAUAUAGAACCUGUCUGACAACAUGAAGUAGGCUAAAAGGGCUUGAAAAACAACCUAACAUCCCUUGAUAUAAAAAAACUCAAGAACCGAUGCGAAACAAAGUCACUGGCAUCCAUCAGUCUAGAAAGGGUCACUAAGCCGUUUCUAGGGCUUUGAGUCUUCAGUUAUCCCCAGUGUCAACCAUUAUUCACAAAUGGAGAAAACAGAGUGAAAUAUUUCAAGCCUUUAUUUCUGGUCAUUUGAGGAUUAUGAUUUACAGAUAAACACUCAAAUUUCAGUGAAUGUUACAUAAGAUUAAUAAAAGGUAUAUUUUAAGCAGAAAUGUCAGGCUUCUGAAAAGUAUGUUCAUUUCUAUGUACUCCAUACUUGGUUGAGCCUCCUUUUGCAUGAUUUACUGCAUCACUAUGGCGUGGCAUGGAGACGACCAGCCUGUGGUUCUGCUGAGGUGUUCAGGAAGCCCAGGUUGCUUUCAUAGCUGCCUUCAGGUCAUCUGUAUUGUUGGUUCUGGUGUUUCGUAUCUUCUUCUUAAUAACUCAUAGAUCUCUAUGGGAUUCAGGUCAGGACAGUUUACUGGCCAAUCAAGCACAGUAAUACCAUGGUCAUUGGACCAGUUUAUGGUACCUGUGGAAGAGUGGACAAGUGCCAAAUCCUGCUAGAAAAUAUAACCAGCAUCUCCAUAAAACCUAUAAACAGAAGGAAGCAUCAAGUGCCCUAAGACUUCGUGGUAGAUGGCUGCAUUGACUGUGGACUGUAGAAAACAUGGUGUACCAACACCAGCAGAUGACAUGGUGCCCCAAACCAUCACUGACUGUGGAACCUUCACACUGGACUUCUGUGCUUCUCCACUUUCUGCAGGCUCUGAGACCUUGAUUUCCAAAUUAAAUACAAACAUUGCUUUCAUGUGAAAAGAGGACUUCGGACCACUGGGCAACAGUCCAGUCUCUAGUUGAGGAGGGGCUUGACACGAGGAGAGCAAUAUUUGUAGCCAAUUUGUAAGAUUCGUCUAUGCGUAAUGGCUCUCUGACACCAGCAACAGUCCACUCCUUGUGAAGCUCCACCAAGUUCUUGAAUGGAUUUUGUUCAACACUCCUCUCAAUGCUGCCAGUAUCCCUGUUGCUGGCGCACCUUUUCCUAGCAUAUUUUUCCUUCCACUCAACUUUCUAUGAAUAUGUUUGGAUACUGCAGUCUGUGAAUAUCCAGCUUCUUUAGCAAUAACAAUUUGUGGCCUACCCUCCUUGUGGAGCGUGUCACUAACUUCUUCUGGACAUUUGUCAAGUCAGCAGUCUCCCCCAUGAUCAUGUAGCCUACUGACCCGGACCGGGAGGCCAUUCAGAGGCCUGUUGAGGUAAUUAGCUGCUUAGGGUGUCGCACCACGAGUUUCCAAUAUUUAACUUUUUCACAAUAUUCUAAUUUUCUGAGACACUGAAUGAAGGGUUUUAAAUUUAUCUAUUAGCAGUAAACAUCAAAAUUACAAGAAAUAAAUUCACUGUGUGUAAUGAAUCUACAUAUUUCAAAAAUAAAUUAAGUUAUUUGUUGUAUACUUAUUCCACCUUGUAAUCAAAAUGGAUGAAAUACAACUUGAAUCAAAAAUAUUUUGACAUUCAUGCAAAGAAUGAGAAUGUAUGUCAAAAUCUCGCCAGAACUGUAUAGAACUGAAACCCAUAUUUACAAGAGAUGUCUCAAAACCCGUUUUGAACCGAUAAACAUCAGAAUUUCCAUCUUACAGUUUGACUUUAUUUUUGUCAAACCACUCUUUGAUCUACGCAUCAAGCUGCACCUGAUGGCAGUGUCAGCCGAGGAUGGGGGUGGGAAAAAGGGCCCUUUCACUUCCGCUACUAGAAGAGCAC
Messenger RNA from Girardinichthys multiradiatus, 4874 nucleotides. RefSeq names its product angiopoietin-related protein 7. Lineage: Eukaryota; Metazoa; Chordata; Actinopteri; Cyprinodontiformes; Goodeidae. The transcript has 9 exons. The record is from RefSeq and is a predicted model, not a curated record. The coding region runs from base 233 to 1534 and encodes 433 amino acids.